GCGCAUCGUGUGUACUCAACAUAAGUGUUGCUAGCCACUACGAGAACUUAGUCAUACAUUUGUUUACUGCCAAAUCUUUUCACGGGAAUAAACACCAGCAUAGCCAAAAUGCAAGGUGAUCAACAACAAUUUUUCGGCGGACCAUCAUACCCGCAGCAGCCGGGAUACAAUAUUGGCUUCGCACCGCAACCCGGAAUGCAGCCAGGAAUGCAACCGGGUUUUCAUCCAAGUGCAUUUGCUCCAUCGGGCGGAUCCCCGGAAGGAUAUGCGCCGUACGAUGCCGAAUCUACAUCGGUAAAAGGAUUUGACUUCAACGAUCAGACCAUUAGACGUGGUUUCAUUAAGAAAGUGUAUGCUAUUUUGACCUCGCAAGUAGCCAUAACAUUCGUCUUUAUUGCUUUCGUGAUUAACCACAAACCAACGAAGCUAUGGAUGCAACAACAUCCUGGGAUCUUUUGGGUGGCGUUUUUGAUCAUGAUUGGAACUCUGAUUGCAAUUUCCUGCUGCGGAGAGCUACGCCGCAAAGCGCCAGCCAAUUUUGUCCUUUUAGGAUUGUUUACAUUUGCAGAGUCUUUCCUGGUAUCGGUCAUUACGGCAAAAUAUAGCCGAGAAGAGGUGAUGUUUGCAUUUGGGAUAACAGCGGCGGUUUGUCUUGGGUUAACACUGUUUGCUUUCCAAACUAAAUGGGACUUUACUAUGAUGGGUGGCAUAUUGUUUGUAGCCGUGCUCAUACUGUUCUUGUUUGGAUUGAUUGCGAUGUUUAUCCCGGGAAAAACCGUUCAAAUUAUCUACUCUUCCUGUGGAGCAUUUCUUUUCUCCAUCUAUCUUGUGUAUGAUACACAAAUUAUGAUGGGCGGAUCACACAAGUAUUCUAUUAGCCCGGAAGAAUAUGUGUUUGCGGCAUUGUCCUUGUAUCUCGACGUAAUCAAUAUUUUCUUGCACAUUUUGUCUAUCAUCGGUGCGUCUAGGAAUUAAAAACAAUAACACCGUUAAAUGUCCUCCGUUUUCCUCUUUGUGUAAAAGAAUGGACGAUUCAGAUGAACGUUAUAUUGAAAAUUAUGUAUUACUUGAGACUAACAACUAUUAACUAUACGAUAUUCUACCGCGGAACAGGGCCGCCAAUGAAUGAAACGAUCUUUGAAACACAUUUAUCGUUUACGUUUUCCAUGUGCGAAUGUGAAAAAACCUCCCGAUAUCAACGUGUAGUUAAUCCACUUUACUGGAAAAUCAUCUGUUUAAUGUGAGAAUAAAAAAUGGAUAUU
Messenger RNA from Anopheles nili, 1262 nucleotides. Its product is annotated as protein lifeguard 1-like. The transcript is spliced from 4 exons. NCBI's taxonomy places the organism in Eukaryota, Metazoa, Arthropoda, Insecta, Diptera, Culicidae. Gene Ontology annotation, cellular component: membrane. Bases 109 to 975 code for a protein of 288 amino acids. The record is from RefSeq and is a predicted model, not a curated record.